AUGCGUCCGGUCGUCAUUGCCGCAUGCUUGCUGCUGCUCGCGCCCAUCACCGAUUCUUGGUGGGCGUCCGGCAGCGCAGUGAUUCUAGACCCGCGCAUGGUUUGCAAGAAAAAUCGACGGACGCGGGGACGCUUGGCGCAGAUUUGCAAGAACGAGACGGGUUUGUUGAAGGAAAUUACCAAGGGCGUGACCCUAGGAGCCACAGAGUGCGCAUAUCAGUUUAGGAAUCGAAGGUGGAACUGCACCACUCAGAGACGCAGUAUGAGGAAAAUACUGUUGAGAGAUACGCGGGAAACAGGCUUUGUAAAUGCAAUCACUGCUGCUGGAGUUACAUAUGCUAUAACGCGAGCUUGUACUGCAGGAGCACUUUUAGAAUGUUCAUGUGAAAAGGAUGUUACUAAACCCCGUCGCGGGAGGAUUUCUCCAGUUCCGCUCCCCCCGUCCUCAGUCGAGACGGACCGAUGGCAAUGGGGCGGUUGUAGUGACAAUAUACGCUUUGGUCUGCAAAAGUCUAGGGAAUUUAUGGACAGUCGUUACAGGAAACGAAGUGAUAAUAUAAAGACUUUGAUUAAACUUCACAACCACAACGCUGGGAGGUUGGCAAUCAAAAAUAACAUGAGAGUUGAAUGUAAAUGCCAUGGACUAUCAGGUUCAUGUACUCUUCGUACUUGCUGGUGGAGGAUGCCAGCUUUUAGAGAAGUUGGUAAUCGACUGCGCGACAGAUUUGAAGGUGCUUCGAAGGUAAUUUCGAACAACAACGGUGAAGGGUUUAUGCCAGAGAGUCCAAAUUUAAAGAAUCCUGGCAAAAAGGACAUCAUUUAUUCAGAAGAAUCCCCGGAUUUUUGUACUCCCAAUAUGAAGACUGGAUCUCUUGGUACAGAAGGACGUCAAUGUAAUAUAAGUUCUGCGGGAACAGAUAGUUGUGAUCAACUCUGCUGCAGACGAGGAUAUGUACAAAAUACAAUAAGAGAGUCAGAAAAUUGUAACUGUCAAUUUAAAUGGUGCUGCGAAGUAAUUUGUGAAACAUGUUACAUAAAGCGAGACAUACAAACAUGCCUAUAA
This is a messenger RNA of Parnassius mnemosyne (clouded apollo), 1062 nucleotides long. The record is from the annotation of a GenBank genome assembly. Lineage: Eukaryota; Metazoa; Arthropoda; Insecta; Lepidoptera; Papilionidae.